Molecule: messenger RNA, 585 nt
Organism: Auanema sp. JU1783
Lineage: Eukaryota; Metazoa; Nematoda; Chromadorea; Rhabditida; Rhabditidae
Source: the annotation of a GenBank genome assembly
AUGCAGCAGUCAAUUGUCAUUAAGGCUCGUGUAAACGAUGUCGAAUCUACCGAAAAUGCAAUUUUCGACUUAACAGAUUCCCUGGGAACUUACUUUGUACAAGAAGAUGUUUACUUCAAUGUUCCUAAAGGAUAUCUAAAGCUACGUAUCAUGCAUCCAAACAGAUGUGGUCACUUGAUCUUCAACAGCAACUCUAAGAUGUCUGGACACAAGAUGAGCAAAUCACAAAUCACUGAAGUUGAAGAUGUGACUCAAAUUCGAAUGACCUUAGCUGCUGCCCUAAGUGAAUUGGGAACAAUUCGUAAGAAGAGACGCAUAUUCACCGUCGAUAACUUAAGAAUAUAUUUGGACGAAGUAGAUGAGAUGGGUACCUUCAUUGAUGUCUCGCUAACCAUGAACACAUCAGACGAAGAAGUUAUAAUUAAGAAAGUUGCUGAUAUUCGUCAAAAACUUCAAAUUCAAGAAUCAGAUAUUGUACCAGUAGCAUAUUUGGAUUUGAUGAUGCAAAAACUUUCAUUUGAUGAAGAUACAUCAAGUGAUUCCAAAUAUGGAUCUUCAGAUAAUGACAGCGAUUCAUCAUCAUAA